This is a messenger RNA of Paramacrobiotus metropolitanus, 2056 nucleotides long. RefSeq lists its product as uncharacterized. The transcript is spliced from 3 exons. The record is from RefSeq and is a predicted model, not a curated record. Lineage: Eukaryota; Metazoa; Tardigrada; Eutardigrada; Parachela; Macrobiotidae. Bases 106 to 1812 code for a protein of 568 amino acids.
UCUCAGUUCGUUUUAUUGUUUUCAGUUCUGUGAGGAUUUUCCUUUUUGCUUUUUUAAUUAAUUUGUAGCAGUUAUCUGGUUUGUGAUCCUUUUCUCUCGUUCGUUAUGGAUAGUAGUGGUGGUAACGGACAUCCCUCAUCCAGCACUUGCGCUCCCCUGUUUAUUCUGUCGCGUUCAGAUUUCGAACUUCGCGUUUGGGAAGAAGAUGAAGUCCAGUCAGCAGUUUAUCGAACAACAUUAAUCGCCGACAUUGGAACGCUGAAACUUAUAAGAUCAGACGACCAGCAGCAUGUUGUCAUCGUAUUUUCGAAAACUACUCUCGUCGACAAGGCUGGACGUCAAAGUGGCAGUGAUGUAAGGAUAUCCGUGCACCGUGACAGAUGGAAUGUAUCUGCAGCAGAAAUCGGAAUAUCUUCUAUUUCAUCACGCGAUGUGCUGAUGAGUUGCCGCGGUACCGUUCCCCUUAACCUUGAUUCUUACACCUUGAUGGAUGAAAAAAUUGCGGAGAAUUCGGAGGAGAAGAUGCAUUCGUUUUUGAUACGAUUUGACAAUUGUCUGCGUCGCGUCGAAUUUCUUCGAUGUCUGAGAAACGCGCUUCACGGUCUAGGGAAAAAUUCGUUUAUUCCCAGUGAUAACAAUGGAAAUAUCGCAACCACUCUGGAACUUAAUAGCCAUGAUUCCGUCUCGGACAUGGCUAAUCCGACGAGUGGAACUUGUGCUACAGCGCCGGAUCCAGUUACAACCAGUGCAAACGGAGUUCAGAACGCAUCGGAGAUUGUGCUAACGCGGAAAAGGAAACGCAAGCAAAAUGUUGUUGGAUCUCGCAAGGAUCGUCGGGUGAAAUUAAAAGACUCCGCUUCCGGAAUUUCCAGUUGUGAACAUUUGAAUAAUGAUGUGAUUCGAUAUGCUCAACUUCACGGCUGCCAGCAAGCCUGUGAUAAAUUCGGAAUGGACACCAGAGAUCUGCGCGAUCGUGUUUUCGAAUUGUUCAGCAAAACCGGCCGAUACAGCGCUGUUAAUCGUGAUCAUUCUCCGUCUCAUAUUACCCAACCAUUGCUGACUUGUUUCGCUGCCGAUGAAGUUUUCUUGCUUCAGAAGCUUAUGGAGAAAGCAUCGGAACUGGCAAAAGCUAAAAAACCACGCAGGCCCUUUGAGCCGACGCUCAAAUGGGCCGCUCGUUUUGUUCUGUAUCAUAAUUUGCGGAAUGUGGAAUGCAAUGAUACGGAGGAUAUUUUACGCUUGGCGGAAUUCCCGUUGAUCCCACCAAGUGAUGCCUUUAAAAUCCUAAGCGGUGGGGCGGCAGAUGCGCCGGCAACCAAAUGGGAAUUGCGCCGAUAUUUUGUGGAUUUUGCCGAUAAGACGUCGCUGCGGGUUGCCGCUGAGCUGUUCAACAUACCGAAAUCGACGCUGUCCGAGUGGUGCAAUAAAUUAAAUGGUGCUGAUGGGAAAAGUUUACCUUCUGGUUCGGGGAGGGCGAUCACAUAUUCAAAGGAUGCGGACAAUAGGCUUGUUACGUGGAUGUUGCAGGAAUGUCGGCGCGGAAAUAAAGUAACCGUUAGCGAUUUGCAAAGAAAAGCAAAAGAAGUGAUUGGAGAAGAAAUUCCUGACUUCCGUGCUAGCCGUGGCUGGGUUCAUUCGUUCUGUCGGCGACAUAAAGUGAAGUUUCCCAUAAUUAAUGGCGGCUCGAUAGACGGUGUGACAUCGCAGUGCUCGCCACAUGAUAAUGUAAUGGACAACGAAGAUCUGGAAUUGUUUAGCAGUGUUCUCAAUGAAUUGCUUUGUGAUCAUUUCUGGUCAGAUGCCACUGAUUGAUCGGAACGUUUGUGAUAUGCGUGCGUAGUGACACCAUGACAAUAUUGGAUCUUUUCAUUUUGCUUAGCUAGAAUUUUGUUGCUUUUGUAUAUAGCUUGAAGGUGACCGUACAUACAAAUUUUUAAUAUUUUCUUCUCUUAUAUUGUUUGAAUUGAACUAUGCCGUAGUGGUUCUUUAAAGGGGGAUCGCAUCGAAGCACUGACAUUCGAAUAUUUGUCAACAAAUCACUUAUUAGUGGAGAAAA